UAUAAAAAAUGUUUUUUAAGUUCACUUUAUAUUUCUUGUAGGUGUUCAGAGGAACAAUUUCAGAUGCUCCUGACUUUGAUCCCACUGUUGAUGCUGAGACUCUUUACAAUGCUAUGAAAGGCAUUGGUAGUGACAAAGAAACCAUCUUGGACCUGAUCACCUCUCGGAGUAAUGCACAGAGGCAAGAGAUCAUUGCAGCGUACAAAUGCAGCUUUGGGCAGGAUCUGAUUGAAGAUCUGAAAUAUGAGCUCACAGGAAAAUUUGAGCGUCUCAUUGUAAGUCUGAUGAGAACCCCUCCCUACCACGAUGCUAAGGAGAUCCAUGAUGCGAUCAAGGGAACGGGAACAAACGAAAGAUGCUUGAUAGAAAUCUUGGCAUCUAGAAACAACAAACAGAUACAGGACAUGGUUGCAGCCUACAAGGAUGCCUAUGGCGGGGACAUGGAGGAAGAUGUUAUCGCGGACACAUCAGGUCACUUCAAGAAGAUGCUGGUUGUUCUGAUUCAGGGGACCAGAGACGAAUCGGGGGUGGUGGAUGCAGACCUGGUGCAGCAAGAUGCUCAAGACCUGUAUGCUGCAGGAGAGGAGAAGUGGGGGACAGACGAGUCAACAUUCAUCAUGAUCCUGGGAAACCGCAGUGUGACCCACCUUCGAAUGGUUUUCGAUGAAUAUGAGAAGAUUGCAGAGAUAUCUAUAGAGGAGAGCAUUAAGAAUGAGCUGUCUGGAGACUUUGAAAGGCUCAUGCUGGCUGUUGUCCAGUGCAUUAGGAGCGUUCCCAUGUUCUUCGCCAGGCGCCUCUACAAGUCAAUGAAGGGCCUUGGUACAGCUGAUAACACCCUCAUCCGCAUCAUGAUAUCUCGCUCUGAAAUCGACAUGCUGGACAUUCGAGAGUGUUUCCGUCUCAGAUACGAGAAGUCGCUUUACAACAUGAUAAAGGACGAUACUUCAGGUGAUUACAAGAGGACUCUCCUCAACCUGUGUGGAGGCGAUGAUGACUUAGCUGGAGAGUUCUUCCCCGAAGCCGCUCAGAUAGCCUACAAGAUGUGGGAAUUAAGUGCCAUGACCAAAGUGCAGCUGAGGCCCACAGUCCGUCCUGCGCCUGAUUUCGACCCUGCAGCUGAUGCACAAGAUCUGCGGAAAGCUAUGAAGGGUUUUGGAACAGAUGAGGAUGCGAUCAUUGACAUCAUUGCACGAAGAAGCAACGCCCAGAGGCAGGAAAUCAGACAGGCCUUCAAAUCCCUGCUGGGAAGGGAUCUGAUAAAGGACCUGAAGUCGGAGCUGUCAAAGAACUUAGAGAGGCUGAUCAUUGGACUCAUGCUGACCCCAGCAGAGUUUGACGCCAAAAUGAUGAGAAAGGCAAUGGAGGGAGCAGGCACUGAUGAGCAUGCUCUGAUUGAGAUCCUGGUCACCAGGAGCAACGAGGAAAUACAAGCCAUGAACGCCGCCUACAUGGACGCCUACAAGAAGUCUUUGGAGGAUGCCAUUUAUUCAGACACAUCAGGCCACUUCUGUCGAAUCCUCGUUUCUCUGGUGCAGGGUGCAAGAGAAGAAGGGCCUGCAGAUGUGGAAAGAGCCUGCGCUGAUGCUCAGGAACUUGCAGAUGCAAGUAAUGCAGAAUCUGAUGACAUGGAGAUGAAGUUCAUGAGCAUUUUGUGCACCAGGAGCUUCCCCCAUCUCAGGAGAGUGUUCCAGGAGUUUGUCAAAUGCACCAACAAGGACAUUGAGCAGAUCAUCAAGAAGGAAAUGUCUGGCGAUGUGAAGAAUGCCUUUUAUGCAAUAGUUUGCAGUGUGAAGAACCAGCCAUCUUACUUUUCAGACCGCUUGUAUAAAGCCAUGAAGGGUCUUGGUACGGACAACAGAGCCCUGAUCCGCAUCAUGGUGUCCCGUAGCGAGGUCGACCUCUUCAACAUCCGCAAAGAAUUCAAGGAUACACACGAUGUCUCCCUCCAUGAAUUCAUCCAGGUAGAGACUAUGAUUGGCGAUACCUCAGGAGACUUCCGCAAAACCCUGCUGAUCCUCUGCGGAGGAGAGGAUUAAACCUCGUCACGUCUCUGAAGCUUCGUCUCACAGGCCUCGGUGACCACUGGACGAGCCCGUUCACGCAGCCAAAACAGACGUGCUUAUCGUCAGUAUCUGUUCCUAACUGCUGCCACUCCUCAGCCAAAGCAGGGCGUCCUGUUGGACGACGACCUCACAGUCUUUGUCUUUUUUUUUAUUGCUUCACCACCUUACUUACCCCACCUGGGAGGGUGCUGUUUUUUUUUUAUACAACACUAAAUUUAUCGUAUCAGAGUGGAAAAAAAGCUUCACAUAAAAGAUUUUAAAAAGAGUAGUAUGAGCUCAAGGUGUGCCUUCAGAGAGCUGUCCGUCCAAUUAAAACUGUGAUUUGAAAUAUACCCCAAUAAAACAAAU
Molecule: messenger RNA, 2411 nt
Organism: Cyprinodon variegatus (sheepshead minnow)
Lineage: Eukaryota; Metazoa; Chordata; Actinopteri; Cyprinodontiformes; Cyprinodontidae
Gene: anxa6
Product: annexin A6
Exons: 23
Coding region: 114-2036 (640 amino acids)
Biological process (GO): regulation of muscle contraction; apoptotic signaling pathway; neural crest cell migration
Cellular component (GO): cytoplasm; focal adhesion
Molecular function (GO): ligand-gated monoatomic ion channel activity; calcium-dependent phospholipid binding; calcium channel activity
Source: RefSeq, a predicted model, not a curated record